GGGUUUGCCAAGGGGCUGGCGGACGUGGCAGACAAUCUCUCUCGGGCCGCCGCCUCUGCCUCCCUGCCGCCGCACCCCGCCUCCCCCAACAGUGGGCAGGGCAAGGGCGGGGAGGGUGGGGGUGGGCGCGACCCGGAGGCGCUGCUGAAGUCGCUGUUGGAUGGGGUGGAGAUGACGGAGAAGCAGCUCAUGCAGGUGUUUCGGCAGCAUGGCAUGGAGCGCCACGACCCCAUGGGGCAGCGCUUUGACCCCAACCUGCACAACGCCGUGUUUGAACUCGAAGACCCCACCAAGGAGCCGGGCACCAUCGCCCACGUGCUCAAGGUGGGCUACACUCUUCACGGCCGUGUGCCCUCACCCACGACGUUCUUCCGCCUGCCUCGCCAGUCGCUUCCCUGCCCCCCGUGGCGCCAUGCGACCCCAUCUCGUCGCGAUCUCGCUCUCUUCCUCGCCCUUCCCGCUCCGCGCGUCUCACGCACUCGCCUCGCGCUCUCUCGCCCCUCCCGCGCCACCCCCGUGCCACUCUCGCUCCUUGCGGUCUUUCCCGGCGCGGGGAUGGUGGCGAAGAGAACUCGACAGCUGGUUAUUGUGAGGCGCGCGGCUGCUGCCGCCCCUGUUGCCCCCCUCCACCCGCUCCUGCUCGGACCGCUCUCGCCCGCCUUCAUCUGCGCGCGCUGCGUGCCGCUGCCGCCUCGCCCUGCUCGUCCAUCCGUCCCCCUCUCUCCUUCUCUCCGUGCCCUCACUCUCUCGUGCAAGGCCGUUGCUCGCCUUUUCGUGCCAUGCACCCUCAUCACAUGCCGUGUUGCCACAUGGUGCCACGUGGCAGGGCGUAUUGGCGGGCUGCAUCAUCACCGCUAUCCUCUAUCUCUUCGCCGUGCUCCAGGUGCGCCCAGCAACAUGUGGGGCAGGAGCGCAGGAGGCCAUCAGUGGAUGUGGACGCGCGCCUCCGCGCCAUUGAAGGUCGCCCACCCAUCGCCUUCCACCCAUGCCCUUCCACCCAUCCCCUUCCACCCAUGCCACACUCACUCCCAUGUCGCUCACUCCCAUGUCGCUCACUCCCAUGCCGCUCACUCCCAUGCUGCUCACUCCCAUGCCGCUCACUCCCGUUUUGCUCACUCCCAUGCCGCUCACUCCCAUGCCGCUCACUCCCGUUUUGCUCACUCCCAUGCCACUCACUCCCAUGUCGCUCACUCCCAUGUCGCUCACUCCCAUGUCGCUCACUCCCAUGUCGCUCACUCCGAUAUGCCUCCAUCCGCGUUGCUGCCACCGCUUGCAUCCGUCAUCUUCACCCUCCCUCCCACUCUCCCCUCCGCUCUCGCCAUCAUCUCGCUCGCCGCCCAUCCCUUAACCCCUUGCCUGCGCCCCCCUGCCUGCCACCCUGCCUGUGCCCGCCUGCCUGCGCCCCUGGGUGGGAGAGCAGAGCAAGUGGCGCGGAUGGCAGCGGCGGACGUGGUGGGGGUGGUGAGGGAGGAGGUGGGGCGCGUGGGCGGGCAGGUGGAGGCGGUGCAGGCGCUGCAGCGAGCCAGCGCGCAGGCUGGGGGGGACAGGGGGGCGGCGCUGGAGGCGCGUGCGAGGGAGGCGGAGGAGAGGGCGGCGCAGCUGAACGACACGGUGGGGCGCCUGCAGGCUGCUCUCAGGCAGCACAGCGCCACCAUCGCUGCCCUGCAGGUGGGCAGCACAGCGCCACCAUCGCUGCCCUGCAGGUGGGCAGCACAGCGCCACCAUCGCUGCCCUGCAGGUGGGCAGCACAGCGCCACCAUCGCUGCCCUGCAGGUGGGCAGCACAGCGCCACCAUCGCUGCCCUGCAGGUGGGCAGCACAGCGCCACCAUCGCUGCCCUGCAGGUGGGCAGCACAGCGCCACCAUCGCUGCCCUGCAGGUGGGCAGCACAGCGCCACCAUCGCUGCCCUGCAGGUGGGCAGCACAGCGCCACCAUCGCUGCCCUGCAGGUGGGCAGCACAGCGCCACCAUCGCUGCCCUGCAGGUGGGCUGCACAGCGCCACCAUCGCUGCCCUGCAGGUGGGCAGCACAGCGCCACCAUCGCUGCCCUGCAGGUGGGCAGCACAGCGCCACCAUCGCUGCCCUGCAGGUGGGCAGCACACCGCCACCAUCGCUGCCCUGCAGGUGGGCAGCACAGCGCCACCAUCGCUGCCCUGCAGGUGGGCAGCACAGCGCCACCAUCGCUGCCCUGCAGGUGGGCAGCACAGCGCCACCAUCGCUGCCCUGCAGGUGGGCAGCACAGCGCCACCAUCGCUGCCCUGCAGGUGGGCAGCACAGCGCCACCAUCGCUGCCCUGCAGGUGGGCAGCACAGCGCCACCAUCGCUGCCCUGCAGGUGGGCAGCACAGCGCCACCAUUGCUGCCCUGCAGGUGGGCAGCACAGCGCCACCAUCGCUGCCCUGCAGGUGGGCAGCACAGCGCCACCAUCGCUGCCCUGCAGGUGGGCAGCACAGCGCCACCAUCGCUGCUCUGCAGGUGGGCAGCACAGCGCCACCAUCGCUGCCCUGCAGGUGGGCAGCACAGCGCCACCAUCGCUGCCCUGCAGGUGGGCAGCACAGCGCCACCAUCGCUGCCCUGCAGGUGGGCAGCACAGCGCCACCAUCGCUGCCCUGCAGGCAGCGGAGCAGGCAGCAGGGGCGGCAGGGAAGGAAGGGGGGAGGCCACUGGGAAGGACGGUGGUGGAGGAGGACCACCCGGGGCGAUGGAGGCAGCAUACCUUCCACCGCACCGGCGCCUAUGGCUUCAUCCAGUACAGUGCGUACCGCGUGUCAGCGGCGCGCAUAGCCGUGGUGGGGAUGGGCGCGCUGGGGCUGCGCAGCAAGCGGCGCGUGGAGGGGUGCUGGUGGCACCGCCUGGACGGGCACACGGUGAUCGCGGGCAAGCUCACGCAGAUGGUCAUGGAGGAGCACCACAACUACCUCUACGAGCUGGUGGUGCUGCAGUGCGCGCUGGAGGAGGAGGUGGCGGAGACGGGCGGGCAUCUGCGCAUCUUCCUCGACCGCCAAGUGCUCUUCCCCUUCCGUGAAGACACCAAGGAGAAGAUAGACAACAGCACGGGCCCCAUGCCGUACCACUUUGCGUACUGCGGCCCCCCCAUGCACGCGGAGAUGGAGCAGCGCAGCGUGCAGCAGUUCAUCGCCUACCACCGCUACGCCGCCGGCUACGACCACUUUCAGCUGUACGACGCCACCGCCGUCACGCCCGCCCUCACAGCAGCGCUGCAGCCGCUCAUGGACGACGGGCUGCUGACCAUCGCUGACUUCCGCCAGGCCUACCAGUUUGACUCCUGGUACUUCUCCCAGGCGGUGGCGAUGCACGACUGCAUGUACGGCAUGCGGCAGAGGGCGGACUGGAUAGCCUUCCACGACCUCGACGAGUACCUCGCGCUGCCCCCCCCCGCCUCCGUGCCCGCGCUGCUGCAGCGCUACGCCGCACUGCCGUACAUCACACUCGGCAUGUACGUGUUCAGCGCGCACCUGUGUGAGGAGGGCCCCGAGGACGUGUGGAGUGACGAGGAGAAGCGCUUUGCGGUGGAGCGCAUGGUGCAGCGGCGGUCGGUGCCGUACUGCCUGCGUGCCGAGGACGACCCCAAGCUCUGUAUCGACUACUAUGGCCAUCGCAAGAUGUUCCUCAACCCCCGCAAGGUGGAGGCGGUGUACGUGCAUCUGGUGGACAAGCCGGCCACGGGCGGGGUGGACCUGAGUGUGGACGACAUGUACUUCGCCCACCUGCGCUCGCUCAACGGCAAGGGACUGGCGUGCCGCCCGCCCACGGACAAGGAGAACGACCUGCCGCCCGCAGAGCUGGAGAAGUGCACCACUGUGGCCGACACCGCUGCCCGCGCCCGGGAGUGCGCCCAGGAGGGCUUCUCCAACCAGUUCCUGUGCAAGCCCAGAGCCACGCGCUAG
Closterium sp. NIES-65 is the source of this 3906-nucleotide messenger RNA. NCBI's taxonomy places the organism in Eukaryota, Viridiplantae, Streptophyta, Zygnematophyceae, Desmidiales, Closteriaceae. The record is from the annotation of a GenBank genome assembly.